AAUUCGCGCGAAACUCAAAGAUCACGUGAUCAUUUUUGACCUGAGACUGAGCUCAAUAUCAGGGGAGGUGUAAGGUCUUUCUCUUGUUUCUCUUCUUUGCAAUGAAGAUCGAGGUGAAGCAUCUUCGUUCUGGGAAGACACUCCAAGUCCUAAACGUUACUGCUAAGACUACCAUUGCCGGCGUAAAGGAGUUAUAUGCAAGGGAAUGCCCCAAGUAUUAUCCUGAUCGCCAGCAGUAUAAAAUUUCUCAGGAGAAAGGUGCGAAAGCUUUAAAAGAUGAAGAGACGAUAAGUUCUCUGAAACUAAAGGACGGAAGCAGUCUCUACUUUAAAGACUUAGGACCUCAAUUGGGCUGGAGUACUGUCUUCCUCUGUGAAUAUUCUGGCCCUCUGUUUGUCUACUUGUUAUUUUAUUUGCGUCCAUCGAUAAUUUACGGACCCGAAGCAAAUGAUAAACCAAUGGACAUCACUGCACAUGUUGCAGCUGGUUGUUGGACCUUUCAUUACGCCAAGAGAAUCGCUGAGACCCUUUUUGUUCAUCGCUUCUCUCACUCUACCAUGCCGAUAAGAAACCUCUUUAAGAACUGCGGUUAUUAUUGGAGCUUUGCUGCUUUUGUAUCUUAUUUUGUGAACCAUCCACUCUAUACACCACCUUAUUAUGGAAUGUCACAGAUAUUUGGAGGCCUUGUCCUUUUUGUGAUAUGUCAGAUUGGUAACUUUAGCUCUCAUUUCGCUUUGAGGAACUUAAGGCCGCCUGGCACCAAAGAGAGAAGGAUUCCUUAUCCGACUAGCGAUCCAUUCACUUUCCUGUUUAAUUUUGUAAGCUGUCCCAAUUAUACUUACGAGGGAGGAGCUUGGAUUGCUUUCACGUUCAUGACACAGUGUCUUCCAGCAUUUUUUUUCUUCCUGGCUGGUUUCUAUCAAAUGACUGUAUGGGCUAUGAACAAGCAUAGGGCAUACCGUAAAGAGUUUAAAGAUUAUCCUAGAAACAGGAAAUCUAUUGUCCCUUUUCUGUUCUGAAGAGAGAGUGGAGCACAUUAUUUGAGAGCUUUAUUAUUGUAAUAAGAAUUUUGUAUUAACUUGAGAAAAUAUUUUGUAUGAGUUCAGUUUAGUUAAAAUUUUAUAUUGGCUAAAAUAUUAAGCUUUGCCUAA
Molecule: messenger RNA, 1151 nt
Organism: Amphimedon queenslandica
Lineage: Eukaryota; Metazoa; Porifera; Demospongiae; Haplosclerida; Niphatidae
Product: very-long-chain enoyl-CoA reductase-like
Exons: 13
Coding region: 102-1019 (305 amino acids)
Biological process (GO): very long-chain fatty acid biosynthetic process
Molecular function (GO): protein binding; oxidoreductase activity, acting on the CH-CH group of donors
Source: RefSeq, a predicted model, not a curated record